Molecule: messenger RNA, 1606 nt
Organism: Gasterosteus aculeatus aculeatus (three-spined stickleback)
Lineage: Eukaryota; Metazoa; Chordata; Actinopteri; Perciformes; Gasterosteidae
Source: RefSeq, a predicted model, not a curated record
GAUGGUGACAGCCAUCGUGUUGCACAGUGUCUUCUUCCUCUCAGGUGCUUCUGCUAAUUGUUAUGGGCUUACAGCUCUAUUCAUCACUGCACCAAAAGAGAUGGAAGCACUGACUGGAUCUUGUUUGCAAAUUCCAUGUAACUUCAGCGUGAAAUCAGGAGAGAAAAUCAACAGCAGAACAACAACCUUUGGAGUGUGGCUUAAAAAUGGCCCUUUUAUUGGCAAACCUCCCAGUGAGGUGAUUUCCAACAGUAGUGGGACAGUUUCCACAUAUCCGAUGAGUUUUACUGGAGACUUGAGUCAGAAAAACUGCACCACUUUAUUUUCCAGUUUAAACACAACAUACACAGGCACAUACUACUUCAGGGUUGAGAACCGGCCAUUUCUAGCAACAGAUGAAUGUGAUGGUCUUCAAAUAACAGUUAAAGAUUCUCCUCCAAAGCCCAGGAUUGAGAUCUCAGGUGAUGUGAAGGAGAAGGAGUCUGUCUCUAUAAGCUGCUCAGCUUCCACUCCCUGUCCACACUCUCCUCCUCAACUCACCUGGAACCUCCAACCAGACUCUCACCACAUGAUGGAGGAAAACACAGAUGGAACCUUCACAACUAGAAUCCAGAAGAGCAUCACUCUGUCACAUGAACAUGAUGGAUUCAUCAUCAGCUGUUCUGCCAGAUAUCCUGUGAAUGAAGGAAACGAUGUAAAGACGUCAGAGGAGAGAAAGACUCUCAAUGUUUCAUAUGCUCCCAAGGACACCUCAGUGUCCAUCUGUCCAUCAGGUCGGGUGUCAGCAGGUAGCCGGGUGAACCUGACCUGCUCCAGCAGAGCCAAACCUCCUGUGAGCCGCUUCACCUGGUUCAAGACCAGCAGAGAUGCACCAAUCAAAGUAUCUGAAGGAGACUUUUACAGCUUCAAUGUCACUGAUGGAGGAGUUUAUUACUGUGUGGCCACCCAUCAGCUUGGUAAUCAAACAUCCUCAGAGAUCCAUCUGACUAUAGAAGGUGGAGUUGAUCAUCUUCCAUUGGGUGCAGUUCUUGGAGGAAUCAUUGGGAUCAUCGUGCUCAUCGGCCUGGUUGUCUUUGUUUGGCGUUUGAAGUCUCCACAUCCAACUGCACAUCAGAGUCAGAAUCAGCCUGUUGGAGAGACAGUGACAACAGAAGAAGAAGGCGUCCACUAUGGAGAGAUUAACUUCUCGAGGCUCAGAUCUGGACCGUCCUCGGUCUCGGAGCAGGACGGUGGACAGCAGGAGGACACGCUGUAUGCGCAGGUCAAAGUGUCCAAGGCAGCAGACAACGUCACACGGACUGCUGACGUCCUAGAGGAUCUCUACGCUCAAGUGAAGAGAAAAUGAGCCAUUUCUUGUGGUCACAUUUGGGUGUUAUUGUUAAUAUGCUUUUUACAUAAAUAACAAGCUUCAUCUGUCAGUUUAUGGCGAAAAAGAAUCGUAAGAAAAUGUAAUCUUCACUGCUCACAGUUAAUUAAAGGGGAACUUCAAACCUCCACAUCCUGCAGCACCCUGCAAUUUUAUACAUUGUUGACAUAUUGAGGUAUUCACGAUUAGUAUAAAUAAUAGUCCCACUGCUCUAAAUAGAGUAAGUAAGUAUAAGUAUUC